AUGUCCGGAGGAUGGAACCCCGUUGCUGGCCGUGAUCCUGUCGGGACACGUCCACCAGGUGCCCCCUACGGCGCGCCCUCUGCUAACCAGCCAUACAUCCCUUACACCGCAGGUCCUGGUGUCGGAUACUACACGGCCGCGUACCCUGGAUGGGCUGGCUACUCCCCAUUCUACGCCAACUUGGCUACUCAAGCGUACUACCCAUACGUGCACCAGCCCAAUGGAGCCGCCAACGUCUACGUGCGCACCCCUCAAGGCGAGCCUUCUGCCGACGGCGCCAUGCCUGCGGCGCAAAUGGGGAAUGUAUCCGGCGGUGCAGGUUGCGAGCCAGGCUACAACUACUUCUUCCCCUCUGAGCACACCAAGGUGCACGUGUUCCGCUGCAACACGCCGCCAUGGCAGCUCCCCGCCGGCGCGCAGAUUGAAUUCAAGGCGGCCCACAUUCCCGUCACCGUGACGCUGGGGGAGCUCCUCAAGGGGUUUGGCUGUGACAAUGCGAGCGCCAAGAAGAACCGCUGCUGGGAGAUUGUGGCAGGCGGGAACGGUACGUGGUACAAGGGGUUCGGCUUCGAUGCGGAUAACAAGGACAUGACGAAGAAGACGCUCAAGGAUGUUGGCUGGGAUAAGACGAGGACCGGUAUGCCGGGGGAUAAGCCGGUUGUUUGUUUGUGGUUUUGCAAGGAGUGA
This is a messenger RNA of Emericellopsis atlantica, 687 nucleotides long. RefSeq lists its product as uncharacterized. Bases 1 to 687 code for a protein of 228 amino acids. The transcript has a single exon. The record is from RefSeq and is a predicted model, not a curated record. NCBI's taxonomy places the organism in Eukaryota, Fungi, Ascomycota, Sordariomycetes, Hypocreales, Bionectriaceae.